UUUUCAUUUCCAGACAUGAAAUUCCUCGCUUUUUUCCUCGUUGCCGCCUUUGUUGGUGCCCAGGCAGACUUCGUCCAGUUGAAUCUGGACAAUGAGAUCUCUGCUAUGGUCAAUGAGAUCCACUCUGCCCGCGAGGCGCGUGAGACCAACAUUCUCGAGAGAGCUACCACCACCGCCCUGGGACAAACUCUGGAGGAGAAGUUGAAGAAUGUUACCGACAAAAUCAACAACCUGUUGUCCACUGGUCACUCUGUGGGAAAAGCUCUUCUGGAACAGGCCAAGACCCUGACCGCGCAACUGAAGGAAAUGGGCGGCAAAUAUGUUACCGACGCCAAAGCCAUCCUGGGCAGUCUCAAGGACCAAUUCUCUGGCUUUUUCCAGGGUAUCCUUGACUCUUUUGGCGGUCUGUUUGGCAAACGUGAUCUGUUCGAGAACUUUGAGGAGGAACUUUUGGAUGAACUUCAAUAG
Molecule: messenger RNA, 468 nt
Organism: Lingula anatina
Lineage: Eukaryota; Metazoa; Brachiopoda; Lingulata; Lingulida; Lingulidae
Source: RefSeq, a predicted model, not a curated record